AGCGAAGAAAUCGAAGCUGACUCUGUUUUUCGACGGCAAUGGCACAAGACGACGUCACAAAGCUCCAAACGGCACACUUGCACGAAUCUAUAAAGUCAGCUUUCAUUUUCUUCACACAAUUUGAAUCACGUUCGUUUGACGGCAAAACAAUAUCCCAUCGAAUCUUCUUCUACGUCUACCACCAGAUUCCAGUUCCGAGACCACAACCACCAGGAGAUGGACGACGCCGCCCAUUCCGAUACCAGCUCCGGCAUGUCCUCCGUCUCCAGCGACCUCGACGCUAAGACCGAGCUCGAGUCCAUGGCUGGAAAGGGAAUUAAGCAUCUUUGUUCGGAGCUUCUCGAGCUAAAGGCGGAAUCAGAUGAAGAUUUCCACAGAAAUAUUUUCUCUAAUUAUUCUUCCUUUGUCAGAAUAUUUGAUGAAGUAAAAGGAAUGGAAAAUGAACUGAUGCAAUUAAAGAGCCAAGUUUUUACUCAAAAGAGGCUUGUAAAAGACCUUAUAGAUGGAAUUCAUUUAAAACUUUUAUCAGAGGAAACAAUUGACUCAAUUCUUCAAGAAUCUGAAUCUGCUGAACUAUCUUCUCCAAGCGAGUUGGAAGUUCAUAUCGAUAACAUUUUAGAAACAUUGGAUAUUCUCAUGUUAGAAAACAGGGUGGAUGAAGCAAUAGAUAUUUUAGAAAUGCAGGAUGAAAAUUUACAAAGGAUGCAAUAUGAAGAUAAUUCUUCAGCGGACUUGUUACUGUUGUAUAAUUCAGCAUUUUCUGAGAAAAAGGCUAUGCUUACUUUACAGUUGACAUUAUCUGCUGAAAAUCCUAGAAUAUCUGCUGCUGAACUUCAAAAAGUGUUAGUUGGAAUUUGCAGACUUGGUGACAGUCAUCUUUCAACUCAAUUGUUGCUUAAGUAUUACCAUUCGCGUAUAGCAACUGGAAUGCAUAAUCUGCAGUGUUCACAAUCUUUUUUAGAUGGUUUAUAUGUUAAAGAACUUGCAAAGUUUGUGUUUUCUAUGAUUUCUCAAGCAGCAAGGAGCUUUAUGAUGUUAUAUGGAGAAACUUCUCCUCAUGCUUCAGAACUUAUUCAAUGGGCCCGGGAAGAAACCAAACUGUUUGUUGCUUCAUUUAAUACAUAUGUGAAGUCCAAUUCUGACAUAAGCAAAGGGUUAUCGACGGCAGUAGAAUCCAUGCAGUUUGCAAUGUCCUAUUGCUCCUUGUUAAAAUCUCAGAGACUAUUCCUAAGACCAUACUUGAUCAAGCAUAUUCGUCCUUGCGUGGAAGAGGUUCUACAGAUACACAUAGACCAUUUUAAGAAAGUUAUCAGUAUGUUUACAGCAACUGACACCUGGGUUUUGGGUAGAUAUCUUAUCUCAGAAAUUUUAAGUGAAGGGAAUUAUAUGGUUUUUGGGCAACAGCCAGAAUAUUGCCAUCUCACUAACAGUGGCUGGAAGUUUGUAACUCUGUUGCAGGCUAUCAUAGCAGAUGUCACCCCUUUACUUGCCAUUCAAAUUGAAGGUUCUAUCCUUAAAGGACUCAUGAAUCUCUUCACAGACUACAUAGAUAUCCUUGAGAAAGCUAUUACCUUUGAAACACAUGGUUCCGAGAGAGGUUCAAGAAGAACUUCAGCAGAGUCGUUGCCACAACAGAUUUCCAUGCUUGCUAAUUUAUCAACAUUACAAAAUUUCUUCUUCAAGAUCAUCAGAAGUUUCUUCAGGGGUACUGGUUACAUGAAUUCUGAACUAAGGAAGAAAAAAUCCAUUGAUUUACAACAGAAGGAACUUGAUGGAUGUAUACUUUUCAUUCAAGAGGCUGCUGCUCAGCUCAGAUCUCAUUUCUGCCAGCAAUUUAUAAAUGGAAUGAUGUCCCUUGAAACUGGCUCUAAACUUAUUAAAGAAACCUGCACUGAUAACCAGGAAGAGCUAACCACGUUUCAUGAUGAAAUGCCCUCUAUUGCAUUUCAGGUACUGUUUUUAGAGCUAAGAAAAGUUGAUAAACUUGCUGAAGAAAAUGUCUUUGAAGAGGAUUGGUUGAUGGAGCUGUUAAGGGAGUUGAUAGAGGCUAUAUUUUCUUGGAUAGUCAACAACAAGGAGAUUUGGAGAUAUACAAAAGAGAAUACACCUGUCCAACUUUCUGACAUUUUCAGUCAGUUUGUCUUGGACAUGCAUUUUCUGGUGGAAAUUGUGAAAUAUGGAGGAUACUUCUCCAAAAUACCCUUGGUUCUACUAAGUCUUGUGGAUUCAGCCUUUACUUCAGCUGGACUUGAUCCUAAAAGUGAUAUUGACUGUGAUGGAUGCGCUAAAAAUGCUGCAACUGAAGCAAUUCAAAAGUUACUGGAGAUCGAGAAAAUGCAACUGUUUUCUAAAGAUGAUUCUGUUGAUAUUUUGGAGGAAUCACAUGAAAAUGAACCUGUUCAGAAUGAAAGUAGAAGAACUAUGAAGGAUUCUCUACUGUUGGGUGAGGAUCCAUCAACCACGGACGCAGUUGAAGUUUCCAUUACAACAAAAAGCCCUUGUGAAGGGUCAUUAUCUCCUGCUGAUGUUGAGGAUUUUUCUGUUGAUAAAAGUGUUGUGGUUUUGGCAGAUAACUAUGGGGGAAUAGAGGACGUGGAAUCUGAAAAUGGCAUUAGCCAAGCAUGUGAUGAACAUGAGAAAACUGAUUUGCCAGAUCCAUCAUCAUUUGAUGGUUAUGGUGACGCUUCUGAGCUAAGGGUUCCUAACAAGGAGGACUCUGGCAAUGAAGCUGAUGCCACUGAUUCUGUCGUUAACGAGCUAGAAGAUGAUGGAAAGAAAGUCGUCAGGGACUAAACUUGCUUCUGCAAUAGUGGAAAGCCAAUGGCAGACACAACCUGGAGAUAUCUGGCUCCAUAAUCGGACCGGUAACAAGGGAAAUGAAAAAUGUAAAACUCACCAUGGGUAGUUGAAAAUAGUGAGAAGCCAGAUGAAGGGAAUUCCAGGAUCAUUGAUGGUAUUGACAGAGAUGAGAUACGGGCGAAAUCCUUUUCGUUUAAUCAUAUGAAAUAAGAUAUGGAGGGUUUCACUUGUUGAGGGAAAUAUUUGAUUCAAGGAAUGAGAAUUGGGGCAGCGGAUUGCACUCGCAAGCUUAAAUGACUUCUGUUGAUUGACGAAAUAAAAUAGAGUAGAAAUUGUUUUUA
Molecule: messenger RNA, 3140 nt
Organism: Theobroma cacao (cacao)
Lineage: Eukaryota; Viridiplantae; Streptophyta; Magnoliopsida; Malvales; Malvaceae
Product: exocyst complex component EXO84B-like
Biological process (GO): Golgi to plasma membrane transport; intracellular protein localization; exocytosis
Cellular component (GO): exocyst
Source: RefSeq, a predicted model, not a curated record